This is a messenger RNA of Hemibagrus wyckioides, 2956 nucleotides long. It is a transcript of the gene anos1b, whose product is annotated as anosmin 1b. The record is from RefSeq and is a predicted model, not a curated record. The transcript has 14 exons. Gene Ontology annotation, molecular function: protein binding; peptidase inhibitor activity. Gene Ontology annotation, cellular component: cell surface; extracellular region. Gene Ontology annotation, biological process: neuron differentiation. Bases 161 to 2071 code for a protein of 636 amino acids. NCBI's taxonomy places the organism in Eukaryota, Metazoa, Chordata, Actinopteri, Siluriformes, Bagridae.
UGAGGCGACUCUGCACUCCAGUUCUGACGGCGCGUGCACACUGCGUUCUCCGAGCGCGUCAAUUUCAGGUGGGAUUUACGUCGAUAAAAAAAACAAACAAAGACCUGCACGAGACAGUCGACGUACACGUGACAGCGAAACGAAAAGUGACAGCAGGACCAUGUUUGUCUCCGGGGUUUUGCCGAUAUUGUUGUGCUGCGUUGUGAAGUUGAGCGUCGCGCGCAGGACCGGUGCUGAAGACGGAGAGACUGUGGAGAAGAUUAACAGCGCGCGCUGCACCUCGCGCUGCCUCACGCUGCACAUCACUCAGCUGACCUCCGCCUUCAGACGCCUUCAGAGUGAUGAGGUUCUGGGCUGGUGUGAAAACCAUAGGAGAUGUGCUCAGUGCCUACAGCCAUGCAAGGAAUUAUGGGAAACCAGAAGGGUUCUUUCUCACAAGUUUUGCGAGAAGCACCACGAGUGUGUGACCAGUGCCGAGUUCUUGCAGUCACUGCAGACACAGAAGCAGGGAGAUUGUCCUUCACCUCAAAGGGCAACAGGCUUCGCGGCCGCCUGCGUGGAGAGCUGCAGUGCUGACCGCGAGUGCUCUGGAUCUAAAAAGUGCUGUUCUAACGGCUGUGGCCACACCUGCCAAGCACCAACCAACCUUUAUAAAGGCGUCCCCCUGAAGCCAAGGAAAGACAUGGCCUUUUUAGAGGACCAGCACGGACAGCUGGAGGUGACAUGGAUGUCUAAGUUCAAUGUGUCUAUUGAGCCAGUGCUGUAUAUCCUGCAGAGGAGAUGGAACCAUGGCAUCCAUCCCAGCGAAGACGACGCCUCACCCUGGCACACUGUUCUGAUGACCAUGGAAGAACGGGCCUUGCUGAAGGAUGUCCGGCCCCACAGGUGGUACCAGUUUCGGGUGAGCGCAGUGAACAGCCAGGGCACACGCGGCUUCACCACGCCCAGCAAGCACUUCUUCUCAGCACGAGACCCACUGCCCCCGGAGAGGCCGCAGAACAUCAGCGCCGAGUACCAGACCGUGAGUGCUGACGGCAGGGUGAGCGUGCUGCUUCGCUGGGACCCCCCCAGAGAGGGAGACCUGCUGCUCCACCAUUACAAAGUGACCUGGAGCGGCCCGAGUGGAAAGGAAAGCAGCAGGGUCGCAGACGGGACUCUGGCAGAGAUGGAGCUGGGAGGACUUCAGCCAGACACCACUUACACAGUGAACAUUCAGGCAGUUUCUUUCUGGGGACAGAAGCGCUUGAAGAGUGGCCGUUCUCAGCUCUCCUUCAGAACAGCUGCUUCCACCGGCUCCUCGCCAGUCUCACAGGACUUUUCGAAUGAGCUACCCGUCUCCCGCUCGUCACCCAGAGUCCUACGACUGGACGCCGCGGCUCCCCACUACCACAACGACCAGUUGCAGGUGAAGGUGUUUUGGAAGAGUCGACUCCCAGAAAACCAGAGGGGUUCCACUUCAUACCUUUUAAGCUGGCUUCCAGAGGUAUGUGCUAAUAAUGUGACCAAGAGAGAGAGAACGGCUACUGUACAGGGCACGCAUUUCAUCAUCACAGGCCUUCUUUUCACCUGUAAGUACAAAGUAACCGUGACACCUCUCUCUGAGCAAGGAGAGAAGGCCGGGGCCGUGACCUCAGUCACUACCCCACAGUGCUCAUCUCCGAAAGGCCGUGGGAAGAAACUACUGCCCUGUGCCCAAGAUGAGCGCCAUCUGCAGGCAAAGAAAGCUCUGCAGCGGCCUGAGAAGUUGUUAGCGGAGUUCCAGACGGUGAACGGUUCCCUGGAAGGUCUGUUCAGCUGGCAGGUAUCUGAGACCACCCCUGGUCAGACGCCCAUCACAGGAUUUCAGUUCUCCUGGAUCAAAGUCUCCAGCAGAUGUGUGAACAAAUCUCUAGACACAUCGCUCAUCUCUCAGACGCUAAAUCUUGCGCCUGAUCAGCGCUCCGUCAGGGUGGGGCAGCUCCAGCCGAAGUGUGUGUACAAGGUGCAGGUACAGGCGCUGUCUGAAGCAGGAAGCGGCUCCUCGGUGGCCAGAAUGAUAAACACUCCACAGCUUAAUGGCACGCCGCUAUGAGAUCUGAAUUAUCAUCCUGAACGUCCGGUCUCUCUGCUUCCCUCUUUCCUCUUUCCUCUUCCAGUAUGCUUGGAGCUGUACUGGUACAUUGCAUGAUGAUGGCAUUUCACUUCAGAUUGUUGAACUUAAACUAUGAUUCAGUACAAAAUGGUUAGUAAGUUAAAUGUUGAGAGAGAUUUUGAAGCCUAUGUUAUUUAAGUGUACUUUAUCAUGUAAAAAUGUGUAGCACUGAAGUAUGUAGUGAGUAGUGAGAGCUGUGUACUGCUUCUUAUCGGGGUUAUCCUGUUAGUUCAAGUAUUACGUUAUUUUAUUUUUUUAUUUUUCACGUAAGGUUCAAUACUAAUACCUUUCUGUUUCAAAACAUUUUUGUGCUGUGCGAGUAUAGAUCUAAAUUAUUUUUCAACAUUUUUAAUACCACUUACAGUCUACUGUAAUCCUGAAGUAUUUAUUGUGAUGGUCUAAUGAAAAAUAAUGAACAGAUCCUGAUAAAAUAACUAUAAAUCCUGGUCAUUCUGUGUCUUCUGUACCAGGUAUCUAACUGUCUUAGAAAGAAAAAAAAAGCACGUAAGAGCAGAUUGUUAUAAGAAGUUGCAGAAGAGCAGAAGUUAUAAAGUUGAAGGCUUUGUUUAUCAGGUUUUUAGAUAUUUACACACAUUAAUAAUGCCUUUACAUCACCAGUGCCAAAAGAAAGUGUUAAGAGCAGUGAUCUUGUACAGCAUCUGGACCGGAGUAACCAUGUGAACUCUGCAGGAAUGUUUCAAAAGCCAUUUUUAAUGAACGCAUUUUAUUCUUUUUCCUCAGACAUUUCUUUCCAUUGUACAAAAAUGUAUACUUUCUGUAAAUAUUGCACUUGUGUUGUUAAAAAUAAAACUUUAAGUAAAUUCA